AUGUUACUCAUUGUUCCUCUUUUGCUAAUAUUUGAAUUCGAAUUUGGAAGAGUGGUACACAGCGAUGAAAAUUUUCAUUUGGAUAAAUUCCUGUGGUAUUUUCAAUCUGCAAAUGGCUCUAUCCGAGGAUUAGCUCGAGUGCCAGGAGAUAUCUACCAAGAUUUACUCUUUGCAGAUUAUAUUUCUGAUCCGCUGUUAGGAGAGAACGAUAGUUUGUUACGAUGGAUUCCACGGACAAAUUGGAUUUAUUACACCACAUUUACUAUUCCUAAAAGUUGGAGCACGGUGAAAGCAAUGUUAUUGAAUGCUGGUGGAUUGGAUACCGUGGCCGAUGUAUUUUUCAAUGAUGACUUAGUUCUCAAAACAUACAAUCAGUUCGUUUCCCAUUUGAUACCUUUAAAACAAUGGAGAAUUGGAAAAAACUAUCUGCGGAUCGAGUUUAAGUCGCCUAUUAUGUACGCGAAACAAAAAUCUCAAGAGUAUCAGGAACAAUUUGGCCAUACUGUCCCUCCUGUAUGUCCAGUAUCUGAAUUCCAGGGUGAAUGUCAUAUUAAUUUCAUAAGGAAGACACAAGCAAGCUUCAGUUGGGAUUGGGGACCUUCAUUUCCAACAGUUGGCAUUUGGCAGCCAAUAUCUGUCGAAGGAGUACAUACGAUAUUUGUGGACAAGAUAUCAGCAGUAGUCUCAUUUAAAAAGCAAUACUUCAUUGUUUCGGUGAGGAUUACAGUAUGGAGUGCAGUAAAAGUCAAAAAUGCAAAAGUGACAUUAGCAUUGCCUGAAAUUUCCAUCACAAAUCGGUUUACUAUUUCAAUUAAUCCAUUAAACCGAAAUUUCGUAGAACGAAGAGUGUCAGUGCCUAAUAAUGUCGUUGAGAGAUGGUGGCCAAAUGGUAGCGGCAAGCAGAAAUUAUACAAAUUAGUUGUCUCAGUGUCUUGUGAGGGACAAAAAUUUGAUAAAGAAAUGCGAGUAGGAUUUCGAACAGUUAGGCUUAUCCAGGACUAUGUAAAUAUCGAAAAACCCACACUAGGACGAUAUUUUUAUUUCAUGAUCAAUGAUCGACCUAUUUUCCUUAAAGGCUCAAACUGGAUUCCAGUAUCAACAUUUCCGGCUCGCAAUCAUCGUUUUAGAGAGAAAUUUUUACUUGAGUCAGCCCGUGAAUCAAAUAUGAAUGUAUUACGUGUAUGGGGUGGUGGUCGCUAUGAAAGUGAUCACUUUUACACUUUAGCCGAUGAACUGGGAUUAAUGAUAUGGCAGGAUAUGAUGUUUGCAUGUGCGUUAUAUCCGGUGGAUAAAGAAUAUUUGAAUAAUGUUCAAGAGGAAGUAAAUGCUCAGGUGGAGCGACUUCGACAUCAUCCCUCAAUUUUCGUUUGGGCCGGAAACAAUGAGAACGAAUUAGGUGUUCGCCAGUGGUUCUUCGUGGCAAAUUACUCUUUCACUGACUCAGUAUCAGACUAUAUGAAAUUAUAUAAUGAAACGAUACGACCAAUAAUUGCUCGACUGGAUGGUACCAGGCCAUAUCUGUUGUCCAGUCCAACAAAUGGAAUCGAGUCUGAAAAAGAAGGAGGUGUUGCGGAAUAUCCCGCUGAUGAGAAAUACGGUGAUAUCCACUUUUAUAAUGAAAUCGAUGAUCUGUGGAAGGAUUCGACUUAUCAAAUCCCACGGUGCUCUUCUGAAUAUGGUGUGCAGUCGUUCCCAAGAAAAGAAACGAUGUUGAAAUGGUUAAAUGAAACAGAUUGGUCCUAUACAAGUAAAGCAAUGAGGCGUAGGCAGCAUCAUCCUGGUGGAUUCUUGGCUCAGCUUUCCAUGAUUUUUUCACAUUUCAGAAUUCCAAACGAAUGUGGGAAGAUAAUUAACGGAGACUGUGUAUAUCUGAGGACGAAGAAGUUCAUGGACCGUUUCGUAUACUUGUCCCAAUUCCACCAAGCGAUUACAUAUCAAGUGCAGACGGAGCAUUAUCGAAGAUGGCGUGGACGAUUGACGAAAGAUAGUCGUGGUAAUACGAUGUGUGCUCUAUACUGGCAAUUGAAUGAUCUAUGGGCAGCACCAACUUGGUCAACAAUCGAUUUUGAACUUUCAUGGAAACCCGCUCAGUAUUUUGCUCGUCGAUUCUUUGCACCAGUUAUUCUUUCUGUAGCAGUAGACGAAAACGUCCACAUGUUCGCUAUAUCAGAUCUAAUAAAACCAAUAUCCAACGCAACAGUGGUCUUGGAAGUUUUCUGGUUUGAUGGGUUCUUUCCAGUUUACUCAUUUAAACGAGAAAUUAGUUCAAUUCCUCCGCAGUCAUCUACUGAAAUUUCUAUCGAUGAAGCCAUUUCCGACGGAAUAAGGAAGAGAAAUAACCAGUACAUUUUGCGAGGAAGGUUGUUGUCAAAUAAUGGUACUCAAAUUGGUUAUGAUACCGUUCAUUUGCCUGAUAAGCUGUUUAAGAUAGAUGAAGUGAAUUUCGGAAAAGUUUGGAUUCGAGAACUGCAGAGGAAAAAUGAUAUGUUGUAUGAGCUGAAGCUGGAAGCUGACAAACCAUCACCUUUCGUAUAUAUGGAGUUAGCUCUAGGCCUAACUGGAUGGUUUUCUGACAAUGCAUUCACGAUGACCGAACCGAAAAAGACAUUGGUGCUGUCUUUGUUCAAGACACCUGGACGUCAACUGACCCAAAGCGAUAUCACCAUUUGUUCAUUACGUGAUUGUGGCAAAGCUAACGCAUAA
Molecule: messenger RNA, 2703 nt
Organism: Brugia malayi
Lineage: Eukaryota; Metazoa; Nematoda; Chromadorea; Rhabditida; Onchocercidae
Exons: 17
Coding region: 1-2703 (900 amino acids)
Biological process (GO): glycoprotein catabolic process
Molecular function (GO): beta-mannosidase activity
Source: RefSeq, a predicted model, not a curated record